Messenger RNA from Cladophialophora psammophila CBS 110553, 1179 nucleotides. RefSeq lists its product as uncharacterized. The record is from RefSeq and is a predicted model, not a curated record. Lineage: Eukaryota; Fungi; Ascomycota; Eurotiomycetes; Chaetothyriales; Herpotrichiellaceae. The transcript is spliced from 2 exons. The coding region runs from base 1 to 1179 and encodes 392 amino acids.
AUGUGCCGGUUUCUUGUGUACAAAGGCUCUCAGCCGAUCAUUCUUUCCAAGUUGAUUACCGAACCAUCACACAGCAUUCUCACUCAAUCUUAUGACAGCCGCCUUCGCCUUGAUAGCCGCCGCCCAGUCAACGGAGACGGGUUUGGGGUUGGCUGGUACACGGAGCCAGAACUUGGGCCAGACCCAUGUAUCUUUACAUCAACCCUGCCAGCUUGGAACUGUGUGAACCUCGAACGCCUCGCGCCCAAGACAGCCUCAAGGCUAAUCUUUGCCCAUGUCAGAGCCACCACCGAAGGAUCCUUGGCCGAGAACAAUUGCCACCCUUUUCAGCACAACACCCUGAUGUGGAUGCACAACGGCAACAUUGGGGCCUGGAAGUACGUGAAACGGCCUCUCGCCGACAGUCUCUCGGACAAAUGGUUCCUUGGCGUGAAAGGCGGCACUGAUUCGGAAUGGGCAUUUGCGUUGUUUCUAGAUACUUUGGAGCGUGAAGGAGUGGAUCCCAGCUCCGAGCCUGAAGGUGGCUUCGAUACGAAGACUCUGCGGCGAGCAAUGAAGAAGACGAUCGCCCAAAUCAAUGCGUUUGUAAAGGCUGUCCCUCCAGAAUACAAGGUCCCGGACGUUGAAACCAGAAGUCUCCUCAAUUUUGCUGUUACAGACGGCCACACUGUCAUCGUUACACGAUAUGUCAGCUCUAAAACCGACGCGGCCGCCAGUUUGUACUACUCAUCAGGCACUGCGUGGGUCGAAGGAAAGAUGAAAGGGCAAUUCAAGAUGGAGAGAAGAGACAAAGCCUCCGACGUGGUCCUAGUCGCUAGUGAACCACUCACAUUCGAGCGUCACAACUGGCUAUCCGUCCCAACGAAUACCAUCGUCACAAUAUGCAAACAGACGGUGUACGUCCGGCCGAUCAAGGAUGAAUAUUAUGAUCCAGAUCCCUCAACAGAACGCUCGACGGGUUUCGCUAGGUCCAAAGGGCUUGUGUCAAAAGCUCCGGGUGGGGGAGCUGCAACACCCACUCCGCUCGCUGGUACCCCAGUGCCACGCGCCGACGUCGAGAAUGCUACUGGGGAAUACAUUGUAAAGGAAGAUCUAGACGCAUUCCGUGAGAAGAUUGCGAAUUUGCAGCUGCAGAAGUGCCGGGAGACCAAUAGGUUGACAGACCAGGUGCGGGUUUAG